CCAUGAUGUGUGUACAAUUGUACCCAUCAGUGCAAAUUUUUGUUGGACUAUAUUUUGAAUCUUAUUUGUGCACUUUUGCACACGUCAGUACACAAUUGAUCAUGUCGGAGGCGGCGCAGCUCGACGCCUUCUUGGCGGCCAUGACGCAGUACUCGCCCACGAUACCGGGCGAGCUGGUAGAGUUUUAUCUGCAGCAAGCGGGGUUUGCCACCAACGACGUGCGAGUCACGCGGAUGAUCUCGCUGGCGGCGCACAAGCUUCUGCUGGACGUGACGCACGACGCAAUGCAGUAUCAGCGUAUUCGCUCACAGGCGACGUCGUCCACGACCACCGGCGCUGCAUCGGCAGCGCUAACGGCCGUACAGACGCCUGACGGAGCCUCCCCCACUGGCAGUCGCUCCGUGCUGACGAUGGAGGACCUGGCGGCCAGUCUCAAGGAGUACGGCGUUAAUAUCUGCAGACCUGAGUACGUGAGCGACGUGGUGGAAGACCCCACAGCCUAAAAUGUAAGCGAAAGACUAUUUUUUGCUCUAAAAAUUGGUGUAGAUUGAGCUCUUGUUGUCUACAGCUCUUCGUGCUCGUCCACAGGCAUCUCCUUCUCAACGACUUUUCGUUUCUUCUUCUUCUUGAGAUCCUUGUCGGCACUUUUGACGAUAUCGUCCAUGAAGUUGGUCUUACUGAGGUCCGUCUUGAGCGCCUUGGGGUAUUUCUUGAGUACUCUCAGGAACAUGGUGGGUUCCUGGCCCUUGUACUUCUUCAACAGUGUGUCGAUGGCCUCGUCCUCCAGUUCUUCUUCCGGAGCGCCAUUCUGCUCGAGGAAAUACUCCAGACGCUCACGAGUGGCGGCAGCAGCAUUCUCAGUCGGCACACAUUCACACGCCUCCUUCUGCGCGUCCUGGUACGCUGGACACGCGAUCAUCUAGCAGGUUUAGAUCAUAUAAAACAAUGUCAGUAAUCUGAGGAGACAAUGGCGGACUAUCGAGACAAUUGAC
Phytophthora nicotianae INRA-310 is the source of this 992-nucleotide messenger RNA. RefSeq lists its product as hypothetical. Gene Ontology annotation, molecular function: promoter-specific chromatin binding; RNA polymerase II general transcription initiation factor activity. Gene Ontology annotation, biological process: transcription initiation at RNA polymerase II promoter. The transcript has 2 exons. Gene Ontology annotation, cellular component: SAGA complex; transcription factor TFIID complex; nucleus. The record is from RefSeq and is a predicted model, not a curated record. NCBI's taxonomy places the organism in Eukaryota, Oomycota, Peronosporomycetes, Peronosporales, Peronosporaceae. The annotation marks the transcript as partial.